UGUUCUUUAAUCCAUGAAUAUGUUUUCCUACAUUGAUUGAUUUUCUUAUGUUGAAUCAUCCUUGAUUUCUGGGAAUAAAUCAAUUGGAUAAUCCCUUUUAGUCUGUUUAGGGGGUUAGCAUAUAUGAUCAUAAGUGGAAUUGAAAUAUGAUUUCAUUUUUGGUUCUGGAAAUUUACCUGGCUUUGCAAUUAAGUUCAUUCUAUCUUCGUAAAAGGAGUCUUGCCCUCUUUUUCUGUCUUUUUUUGUUUGUUUGUUUUUGGAACAACUUGUACAAGAUUGUCUAUGCAUGAAAUGAAAUGAUUACCAUUGUAAUGAUUAUCUAUAUCAUGCAGUGAUUUGUGUUUUAAGAACACCCUUCUGCAGGGCAAGACAAAUGCAGAAAACCAGUGAGGAUGCCAUUGCAAAAGACAGUGGGCUACUGGGUAAAAUAGAAUGCAGUAAAUAUGAUAUUCAGAUAUUCCUAAAGGACCACGUUUGGAGGGAUUUUGUAACAGAGACCAAGCUGGGUUGGGCCAAGUGCAUGAUUGAUUUUAGCCGCAUCUGCCUAGGACAUAGGACUGCAAGGACAAAGACAGCAUGCAUUUGCCCUCAGUAGGGAGAUAGGUGAGGGCCUAGGGGAAGAAGAAUUCGGGAUAGUGGGUAUGAAGAGGAGGGGUUGGCAGAGGAUCUGGUCAGGAUGGUGGGGGGAAGGGAUUGGCAUAAGUGGAGUGCAGAGGAGGUUGCUACUUGGAUUCGGCUCUUAGAAGCAGUAUUCAAAAAUAAACUUGAGAUUUUGCCUGAUAAAAUCCAAGGAGUUUGCUUUUCUUGAAGAAUUGGCUGCUGGCCACAUGGGACCUGUAUAUAUACACUGAAUUAGAGCUGGGUGGAGGCUGCCUGCCCUGGACAGUGCACGAGGCUCCUGUCAGCCAAGGUCCCUGAGACAUCCACUUCCCCCUGGCCCCCCGGGCACCUUUGUGUGAUUUUGACACUUCUGGGAUGGCAGAUGGGUGUCAGCAUAGCAGGUGGAUUUCGCCCCUUGUUGCGACUCUGGGGACUUACUAAUGUUGUCCAGGUGGAUGGCGAGAACUCUGCUGGGCAGACGGGGCUCUUCCUCUCGGCGCUGCUGGGCCACAGCUCUGCCGUGCAGCUCUUGCUGACCUUUGGCGCCAACCCCAACCACCGCUGCCUUGAUGGCAGCACACCUGUGCACGCAGGCGCCUUCUCGGGCAGCAGCCUGGUGAUGCUGCACCUGCUACAGGCGGGGGGUGACCUGCGUCUGCAUGACCAGAAGGGUCGCACGCCUCGGGACUGGGCAGAGCAGGGUGGUGCUAAGCAGAGCUGGGAGGUGCUGGAGCUGUUAGAGCUGUGCCGAGCCCGCAUAUCAGCACUGGUGCAUGACGGUGAGUUGGCAGCCAGUGCAUCCCUGGGCCAGUUGCAGGUCGGCUCUAGACACAGCCUGUGUGGCUCCCUGUCCUUGCCGCGGCUGGUGCGUAUGGACAGGGUGCCGAGGCCGGAGCACAUCAGAAGACCCCCCCAAAUUCCAGCCUUGGGGUUUGGCCAGCUGAGCAGCCUGUGGCCACUGGGGCUGGUAACAGGCAUACCCCUCGCAGACCCCAAGGAGAUGCUGCCAGCCCAGGGCGAGCCUGACCGCACCUACGAGAGCAGCUCCCACACCUUCAUGGCCAACCUCCUGUGGAGGGGCCACCCUGUGACAGCUCGGCAGCUGAAGGCACCUGGAGCUCAGCCAGAUGUGCUGUUGGCUGACCUUCAGCACUGCAGCACCCUGCACCACCCCAACCUGCUGCUGCUGAUGGCACUGAGCCCGUCAGCGGACCUGUCAGGGCUGUGCCUUCUCUUCGAACCCGUGUGGCUGGGCUCCCUGCAUGUGGUGCUUCACCCACGCGGGCCGAGUCCGGGAGGGCCCUGCACUGUGCCGGGCCUGCUGCCCGGCCACCUGCUGCUGCAGGUGCUGGAGGCCCUGCUGUUCCUGCAGGCCCGCUGGCGCGCUCACGGCGGCCUCAGCUCUCACGCCGUGCAGCUGGUACGGCCAGGCCUGGCCAAAGUGGGCAGCCUGGAGCACGGGCGCCCACUGCACCAGAGCUGGCUGCAGCCCAGGCCACAGAAGGACUACUCCCGGGGAGGCCCAGGCCCAGGGCUGCCCCCGCCUCCUGAACUGUACCCCUGGCUGCCACUUGAGCUCAUCUGCGGUGACAUGCCUGCUGCCACCUCAGAUCUCUACAGCUUUUGCAUCUUGGCCCAGGAGGUGUUCACUGGAGAGCUGCCCUGGGCCGGGAGAAAGGGGCCAGAGGUGAAGGCUAAAUUGGAGGCAGGUGAGAGCCCGGCCCUGGAUCCCCUGGUGCCGGCCCCCUACCAGGCCCUGGUUCAGGCUGGGCUGGGCCUAGGACCUGCUGACCGCUGGGGCAGCCUGCAGAACACUCGAUACCUGCUGUGGGAGGCCAUGGCCCAGGUACAGGACAGGUUGGCCAAGGUGGGUGGUAGCCACGGAACCUUAGGCAGGACCCAUGUCGCACACCCAGCCUCCUUUCCACAGGACUCAGCUCCUGAGGUGAGUUCCCCAAGGCACUGGACCACACGAAGCCCUGUGUCUCAGGGUUUCCUACCAGAGACACUGUACUGUGAGGUGGUCCCUAGAGCCAAGACUACACCCAGGCCUGUGCCCCCGUUGAUGUCCCUAGGCCCUUCCCCAUGCCAGGCCCUGAAGACGCCCGAGGUCACAGGCCACAGCAGAGUCCAGAGGGCCACAGCCUGGGACUCAGGCAGCAGCUUGACUCUCGGCAGCAGCCCGAGUCCCGGCCCCAGCGUCUACCCAGACUCCAGCCCUGCAGCCAGGAUCAGCCCGCACUGCUGCCUGGAGCCCAGCUCAACAGGCCCUGUGCUGCACUCCAGCCUUCAGGACUCAGCCUCCCUUCUGGGGACCCAGGGUUCUGUGGAGCAGCUGGAGAGGAACUCAGCUAAGAUGCCAGUCCUGCAGGGGCUGCAGUGGCACACACACAGGGCUGCCCUGCUGGACCCCCACCCCCGCCCUGAGCCCAGUCCUGAGCUGAUCAGAGGAGGUUGCUUCUCCAGCCUGCAGAAGAUGGACCUGCUGGAGGAGAUCCUAGCAGAGCUGCGAGGUGGACGCCGACUUGGAGACAAGCCCAGCCUCUACCCCGCUCCUGACAUGGAUUCUUAGAGGGCCCAUGACUGCCUGUCUGCAGACACCACCCCUCAGAGCCUCCCAGGAAUGACUUCCCAUGCAGCACUUGCUGAAAUGAUGAAGUGAUAAAGUAA
Molecule: messenger RNA, 3270 nt
Organism: Ailuropoda melanoleuca (giant panda)
Lineage: Eukaryota; Metazoa; Chordata; Mammalia; Carnivora; Ursidae
Product: inactive serine/threonine-protein kinase TEX14
Exons: 15
Coding region: 983-3172 (729 amino acids)
Biological process (GO): intercellular bridge organization; mitotic spindle assembly checkpoint signaling; attachment of spindle microtubules to kinetochore
Cellular component (GO): intercellular bridge; midbody; kinetochore
Molecular function (GO): protein kinase activity; protein binding; ATP binding
Source: RefSeq, a predicted model, not a curated record